AUGGAGUUCGGGCUCACUGUCAAGUCCGCCAGCGCCAGCGCGAACGUCUACGGUGUCAUGACCAAAUCGAUCGUCGCCGUACCGCUCGAGGCCGCCGCCAGCCUGCCCGUCGGGUGGUACGGUGGUUUGAAUAGGAACUCUGCUGCGUCGUCGCUGGCCCUGUACGACGCCGAUCUCUUCGACGGGACCAACCCGGCCGUGGUCGACACUACGGCGAAGCCGCCUGCCGACGUCGGCUCGCUGAUUGACAUCUCCGGCAUCGUGCGCGACGUGGCCGGCAGCCCGGCGCUGCGUCAGGUCCUGUUCGACGUCUUGCCAUCGGCGCUCACCGAAACCGCGCGCGGCGCCUUCCUCAACGCUUCGUCGUUCGCACCCGUGACCCUGGCUGACGUAACUGUGGGCGGCAUCCGCACCUCGGCCGCGGCCACGCCGGGCGUCGGCGUACUCCUGCAGAGUCAGGUUGAGUGUCGCGGCGCCGAGUGCGCCAGCAUGCCGUUCGCCGAAGCGCUCCAGCGGCUCGUGGCCUCGGCCGCGCGAAGCCGCGACCUGUGCCCGACACCCGUGCUCCUGGUCGACUCCCUGCGGGCCUCGCUCAGCGUCGACCUCACGGUCGGCUUCCUGUCCCCCACGGCCCCUGCCGACCUCACCCAGUCGUACGUGCGCGCCAGAGGCAUGAGCGCCCGCAGCGAGGCCUUGUUCCGCUGCAGCGAGUCCUACGUGGGGAUCGCGCUCUCCGUGUCGGCGCCGCUGGACCAAGCCGCAGCCUAUUGGCCGCUGGCGGCACUCACCGACCAGCGCACGGCGGUAGGCUUGGUGCGCGCCAUCCCGCUGGUCACGCAGGGCCGCAUGGCCGGCGUGCUCCUCGACUCUGACGCCGCGCGCCACCACGUGGCGCCCUUCGAUCUGUUCUCGGCCCACGGCGGCGGACUCCUGCUCCCCGAUCACGCGCUGACGGAAGCCGACCUCAAGUUCAACGUGACGGCCCUCUUCGCCGCCAUCCAGCACCGGCUGGCGACGUCGGUGCCGCUGGUCGACGCACUGAUGGCCGACCUCCUCCCGAGCGACUCGAAUGCUGUCGCCGCGCUAGUCGACGCCUACGUGUCGCAGACGUUCCACCCCACAUUCUUUGGAUUCCUCCACUACAUCGCGGUGCUGCACGACAGCGAGCUCCAGGUCUUCGUGUCGCCCGACGGCCUCGGCGCUACACUGGCGAUGGACAUCGCCCGCCAGCGCGUCCGCCUCUCGAGUCCCUCGGCGGUGGGCGUCGACGUGAUCGUGUCCCACGCCAACGCCGCGCUCCACACGCUGAGCGCUGCUGCCGUGCAGCAGUUCGGCUCCCUGUCCACCUACGAGGUGCCCCGCGUGCCCAAGAACCUCACCGACACCGACGUCGAGCUGGCCCGCUUCUUCACCGCCGUGGUGACCAUCAACUGCACCCACCUGCUCGACUCACGCACCAACAAGACGGCCAGCGUCGACGUGGUCACCGCUCCGCGCUUCUCCGCAGUGGCCUCGGUCCAGGCCCAAUUCAACGCCUCCGACCCGACGCUGCUCUUCAGCAGCGCUUACGUCACCUACGACUUUGGUGCGUCCACGGCGACGGCGACGGCCCAGGCCGGCUCGGCCGCGGCGGGCGUAAUGGGCUCUACGGUCGGGCUCACCCGCGACGGCCAGCUGGCCACCGACGGCACGUGGGGCAACCCAUCGGCCCUGCGCGCGUCGCUCGACUCCAUCUCGGCUGACCUGUUCGAGGUCCCCUGGGCCGAGAGCGCUGUGCAGCCGGUGGUCGGGCUCGACUUUGGCGAAAUGGCCCGCGGCAUACGGUUGGUCGACAUGAUCUCGGAUCUCGCCGUUAGCGAGGCCAUCAGCUCCACGCAGCCGAUUGACGGCUGGACCCUCGCCGGGCUCAUCCAAUCGGCCAUCGCUGCCUACGCGGCGGGCGACGAUACCGUCAUUGCCGAUGUGCGCGUCGUGCCGCUGCUCAACGCACAGACCAUGGACGUCUCGCUGGUCAUCCACAACCAGCGGCGGUUCCAGGUGGCGACCGUGGGCACGACGUGGGACUCCACCGCUGACACCGCGCGGCUCGCCAUCCCGAUGGCACUGAUCACGACGCUGCGCUUCACCGUCAGCCCGUCGGCCUACAACAUCAGUGAGUUCUCGGUGCGCGGCGGCGGCGAGCUCCGGGGCUGGGUGAUCCCAUUCACCUACGGCAUGCUCGCCGGCACGGUCACCGGCGGCAGCGCCUCGGCCGCGCUGGCGGUCAACCUGCCCGGCUCGACCCACCUCCGCGUGACGAUGGCCGUCGCCACAGAGCAACUGGCCCUCCGCGCGCAGAUCGCCGAUGAAGACCUGGUGGACCCGAGGCGAGCCGUGCUGGUCGUGACCAAGGCUGACGACGGCGUCGACGCCACGCUCGGCACGCCUACAGUCACCUCGUCCCGCGUCAUGUCCGUGCUGAGCGAGGUCAUCCUGCCGGCGCUCCCGCAGGCCUUCAGCGGCACGCUCAACGUGCCGAUCCCGCCGCUCGACAAGCCGCUCGGCUCGAUCACCCAGUUCGGCCGCCUGCUGACCAUCAUCAAGCCCUGGCUCGGCAGCAUGCCGGCGUCGUCCAACAGCGGCCAGCUGGUCCAGUCGGCCACCUUCUGCCCGGGCGCCACCGGCCCGAGCGGCGGCAACGUGACCGCUUUCGCGCUCAACGUCACCGUCAACGCCAACGCCCUGGUCACCUGCAAGGCCGCAGGGCCGCUGGCGCCGGCAAGCGUCGGCGCGUUGCGUGAUGACGUCACGGGCCUACUGGCCAGCUGCGGCCUCGACUCCUACCUGGCCGUCCGCGUGCUGGCCACGCAGACCCAGCCCGACGGCACCGAGUGCGGCCGCGUCGGCUUGUUCCCCGCGGUGCCCGGUAUCAUCUGGAGCUUCGCCAUCGCCACCGUGUCGGUGGGCGGCAACGUGAGCAUCGACGGCAAGUGGAUCACGUCGCCCAAGCCCGCCUUUGGCACCUGGGCCGACUUUGCGCGCCUCAUGGCCGCGAUCUUCGCCUACGACAACGACCCGCUCGGCACCGGCACCGCGCAGUGGACCACCACCAACGCGUCGCUGGUCGUGCCGCCCGAGCUGGCUGCCUUCUACCCUUCGGAGCUGCCGGCCAUGUCGGUGCGCGUCGAGGCCGACCACGUGGCCGACGACUACCAGUUUGUCAUGCAGCCGCGCAUCAGCGCGUCCGACGGCGUGAUCCAGCUGAGCUCGCCCAACGCGACGGGCACCGGCGCGGUGGCUUCGACGCUGUCGGCCGAGAUGUUCACCAUCUUUGGCGGGCCGCCGCUGGGCGGGCGGGGCAACAUCAGCCUCAGCACCUGCUUCGACGGCGUCAACACGACGACCAAUGGCACGCUGGUGCCGGCCGCGCCCAAUAACACGUUCGUGCUCACGAUUGGCGCGCAGGUGCUGUCGACCUCGUUCCGGCCCGAGUGGCUCAGCGUGCAGCAACUCGUCGUGCUGCCCGCGGGCAAGCUCCUGAGCGCGGCGCUGAUCGACGACGUGGUGCCGCAGGUCAACGAGACUCUGCGGCCCAUGCUGGCCAUCUACGAGGUGCCCGGCGACGGCGUCAUCCACCGCACGAGCCAGGUCCGCUUCGACCUCGCGCGCCGGCAGCUGCCCGACGGCCGCUGGAUCCUGCCGACGGCCUUCGGCAUCAACGCCGUCUCACCGCUGCCCGCCAUCGCCAACGCCACCAACGUGCCCUCGCAGGCCGUCAUUCUGGCCAAGGACCUGCUGAUGACCCUGGCCACCAACGUCGAGGCUGCCGCUGCAGCUCAGACCGACGCGCACGGCCGGCGCACCACCGGCCCGCCGACGGCUCAGGGCCGCAUCGGCGUCGUCGCCUUCACCGCCGCUCGGCAGCAUACCCUGAGCCGCAUGACCGUCACCAUCGCCGGUGCCUCGAAGUUCCAGGCCCUGACCGACCUCUACCCGUCGCGCGAGCGCUUCUUCGAUUCUUUCACCGUCGGCCUACAGGUCAACAACACGGCCGUCGUGACCGGCCUCGACGUCAACGACGUCACCGGGGCGCCUCCCAAUUUGUCGGCCGUCGGCAGCAGCCGCGGCAGUAAUGUAUCGACACCGGGCAUCACGUUCGGGCAGGUCGGGCACUACGUCGUGGACAGCCUCGACUCGCUCAAGAAUCUCACGCAGCGCCUGGGCUCCUGGUCGUCGUCGUUCAACGGCACGCGCCGCGCGAUUGACACCUUCCGCGGGCUGCUGCGAACCAACACCUCCAUCUGCUCGUGGAUCGACCUGGCCGACGGCCUGGCCGCCGUCCUGGUGCAGACGCCGCUGGUCAGCGCCCAGAUCCCGUUCGCCCACCGCAGCUUCGGGUCGGUGCUCAACGACAACCUGGUGGCCUCGCUCGACAGCCUCCAGUCGAGCGUGUGCGGCGCCCACGAGCCCUUCUCGCUGGGCACCUUCUGCGACCUGGUCAAGCCGGCCUUCAGCGGCACCACGACGGCUUGCGCCAACGUUGAGAUCUCUGACACGGGCCUGGCGAUCGACUUGGUGGUGGAGCCCUUCAACCGCACCUACGUCGACCAGGUGCGCUUCGACACCAGUGCGCUCUUUGCCGAUCCGAGUCUGCCGGUUGGCAUCGGCGCCGCCGGCGAGGUCACCCUCAACGUGGCGUUCGACUUCCGCCUGCGCCUGCUGGCCCGCUUCGGCAACAACGGCAGCCUGGUCACGUUCGGCCUCGACCGCGAGGCCACCUCCUUUGCCGUCGCCGUCGACUUUGACCUUCAGGGCACCGUCCAGGGCAACUUUGGCCCCGUCGCGCUGGCCCUGCCCAACUCGCACGUGUGGGUCGGCAGCCCGGCCCGCCUCGUCGCCCGCCUGCCCCCCGCCGCUCCCGCCGAAUCCGACGCCGCCGUUACCGACGAGUCGAGUAUCGCGCUCGUCGACCACCACCAGCGCUCGUCGAACGCGACGCCCGAGGUGCGGGUAAGCCUGACCGGCUCGGCGGGCUUCAGCGCGGUGGUGGGCUUCAGCACCAACGUGCAGUGUGUCGUGGGCGUGGAAGUGACCGACCUGGCGGCCUUUAUCGCCGGCCAGAUGCCGAGCGUGACCCAGCGCAACUGCGGUCAGGGCUUCGCCGUGGAGCUGCUCGAGCUGCUCCACCAGCAGCCGCUCCUGGCCUCGUUCGGCCUCGGGUUCGUCGACCAGUGGGAGACGGGCCUCGCCCAGUUCAUCGACCUCAUCCUGGUCGCGCUGCGCGAGGGCGCCGAGCUGCCGCUGGUGGGUAAGCUGGUGUCGGGGCUCCUCACCGACGCGCUCGGGCAGGUCAACGGCGCCGACGCCGUCAACAGCCUCACGCGGGCCAUCAGCACCAUCACCGACCGCCUGCUCACCAAGAGCGCCGCCCAGAACGAGGCCGACCUGGAGCAGCUCGUGCUCGAGCUCUUCACCGAGGCCCUGUGCUACGAGUUCCGCGACCUGCUCGUGUCGUGCCCGGCCGUGCCGCAGCUCAACUCGUCUUCAUCGGCGACCGAGUUCACGUGGCCGCUGCACUUCCGCGGCGCCAACAAGCGGGCGCUGCCGCACCUGGACGUGAGCUUGGGCGACCACGGGCCGGCCACGCUGGCGCUCAAGUGCGGCGCCGACCUGGAGAUGGAGUGGGACCUGGUGAUGGUGAUGGCCUUCAACCGCUCGCACGGUCUCGCGUUCCGGUUCGAGACGUCGCCCAUGUUCCUGGGCGACAUCGCGCUCGAGGUGGAACCCGGGUGCGAGCUGUCGGGCACGCUGGGCUGGAUCGGGGCCGACCUGGCCCUGCACAACCCCAAGCUCCUGGAGGCCAAGCUCACGGUCGACAAGAAUCUCGAGAUCGACUUUGUCGCCGACGCGCAGGUGCUGGGCGCGGCCGAGCUGGGCCUGGGCGGCGAGCUGGCCGAGCGGCUGGCCAAGGCCGGACCCGACGCGCUCGACACGCUGCCGCACUGGCAGGCCACACUCAACCUCACCUGGGAGUGGGACCUGCGCCACAACCCGCACCUGGUGCCCCACUUUGCCAUCACCGACAUCGGCUUCUGCAUCGGCCGCCUGCUGACCAACGUCAUCGGCGGCACCGUGUCGCAAACGAUCGACAAGCUGCUCCACCCGCUCGACCCGGUGCUCGGCCCCGACGGCAUCCUGCUCAAGCCCGUGCCGGGCCUCUCGGGCGUGUUCGGCAACAACAUGAACCUCGCCCAGCUUCUCAUCUACGCCUGCCAGUCGGCCACCGAGUGCAAGGUGGGCGGCCUGCUCGAGAUGCUCAAGACCUUUGCGCAGGUGUUCAGCGACGUCGAGUCGCUGGCCGACAUCUCGUCCAUGCUCGGGGGCGAGGGCUGCAACAUCGUGCAGCUCGUGCGCAACUUCACCGUCGACUUCAAGCAGGCCCACCCAGAGCCCAAGUUCACCGGCGCCGUGCCGCCCGACGGCCUCCAGUACAAGGGCGCCGCCGCCGGCAACGACAAGCUCAAAGACGCCGCCGGCGGGUUCCACCGCGGCGUGACCACCGCGGGCAAGUUCGGCAUCCGCCUCUACAUGUUCGACGACCUGGCCAACACGAUGAUGAGCGCCAUCACGGGCAAGGACUUUGCCAUCGCCGGCGUCACGCUGCCCGACGUUACGUUCUUCGUCGGCAUGGAGUGGCCCAUCAUCGUGUGGGACCCGCCCGAGGUCGACAUCAUCGUCGGCGUCAACGCGCGGCUCACGCUCUCCUUUGGCGGCGUUUCGCUCAUGUACAGUGGCCUCGCCGGCGCCUUCAAGACCAAGUCGCCCGGCGUGCUCUUCAGCGCCCUGGCGCUGCCCACCAAGAACGACGACGGCUCGGUCCGCUGGCCCGUCCAGGCCGCCAUCGGCCUCUAUGGCGGCGUCGCCAUCGAUAUCUUCAUCUUCCGCGCCGAGACCUAUCUCACCGUCACGCUAGAGGGCGACGUCGGCUUCGUCGACCUCGACAACGACGGCUGGGUCACCUUCAACGAGAUGGCCUUCCUCAUCCGCCUCAACGGCCCGGCCGGCGCCAUCCGCUUCCGCAUCGUGCUCUCGCUCGGGUUCGGCAUCAAGAUCCAGACGUGCAUCAACCUCCUCGCCGUCCGCUUCUGCUUCACGUGGACGGACCAGCACUGGGAACACUCGUGGACCCUCUACGACAGUUCGAGCAAUCCGCUCGACUCCCUUGCCAUCUCAUCGGGCGGCCACACCUCGGUCAACCUCGCCCUCGUCCAGUUCGGCGGCGGCAAGCGCUCGGCCGACAGCGCGCCCGCGCUGGGCUGCGACUCGUGCGAGGUCGGCGCCAACAACAACGGAUACAACGGAUCGAGCAUCGCUAUGACCGAUUACGGUUCGGCGGCGCCGCCCGACCCGGGCCUCACGUUCUCGGUGUUCCAGACGCCGCAGGGCAUCACGGUCGACUUUACGCCCGCGGGAGUGACCGAGUUCGGCGGCGCGCCGCACAUGUCACGCGCGGGCCUGCCGGCAUCGCAGUCCCUGAUAACGCACGGCGACCCGGGCGGCUCGGCCUUCACCUGGUCGAUCGGCUACGUGACGCAGCUGGUGGUCCUGCCGGACUAUGAUACGGUCACUAUGCGCUACCAGGUGGCCGAGUACCGCAACGUGAGCACCAUCGCCCUGUCGCCGCAGGCCGUGACGCCCGACACGGUGCCCGGCGUCACCAUCACCCGCUGCGCGCAGGUGCACUUCACCAAGCCCAAGGCCGGCGUCACCUUCAACGUGUGGGGCCUGCCCUGCCCGGUCCUGCUCGAGUCCGCCGUCGCCACCAACAUCUCGCUCGCGGGCGACGUCGCCGCCUAUGCCGGCCGGCUGCUCGAGAUCCAGGGCGAGGUCUGGUCGGUCACGAGCGCCAUCACCGCGACCGUGCUUAAUAUCACCGCGAAGAGCCUCAUUGCCGCCGACGGCGAGCUCACCGCCGAGAUUGGCCUGCCGGCCGCCUACAAGACCCUGUCGGUCCAGGGCGACCUCAAGCGGCCGUCGACCUACAUCAUCUCAGAGGUGGCGGCCGGCGUUGCGGCACGCAUCACCGGCGGCUCGAUCAGCGACCGGUUCGUGGUACCCGACAUGCGCCUGCUGCACGGCAGCACGCUGAUCAACGGCGGGUCGGGCGACGACACGACCGAGAUCACCAUCGUCACGCUGCCGGGCGUAGACAUGCUGGUCACGGCCAACGCGAUGGGCCUCGUGCUGCAGGACGGCCACAACGCGUCCGCGGGCAACAGCACCACCCUGCGGCACACCAGCAUCCAGCGCCGCACUUACAUCAUCAAGGGCGCGGCGGACACGCUCUCGAACGUGACGCUGCUCGGCGUGGAGCGCGACGACUCGGUGGUGGUGGUGGCCCACGGCGAGCCGGGCGGCACCAUCUCCCAGCGCAUCACCGGGUGCGACGGCAAGUCGGAGCUGCGCGUGACGUUCCAGAACGGCGGCCAUCACGAGGUGAGGAUCGGCAACAACCACCAGGUGACGGGCAUGCGCUGCACCGUGUGGCUCAACGCCGUCGCCAACAUCUCGCUCACGGUCCACGUCAUCAUCGAGGCCUCGGCCGAGACGCGGCCGCUGCAGUACGACAUCCAGCAGAACACGAUCCUGGUCUACGACGUCGAGAACGACGGCAGCUUCUUCCACCUCAUGUUCAACCAGAUCGACCGCGUCGACGUCCAGUUCGGCCUCGGCGGCUCGGUUCUGCGCAUGGCCGAGGGCACUGUCGGCACUGAGUACGUCUUUGACUUUGGCACCGGCGCCCAAAAUGCGACCAACGCCACCAACGACGACGGCGACAACGACGUCACCAACAUCGCCAACAUCGCGGCCACCGAUAGCCCGCUGCUGCUGCUCGGCCGCAUCACGCAGGUCAACAUCGGCCCGCAGCAGUCCCGGGUCGGCAGUACCGACCCGCUGAAAGGCAUACUCGCCCCGGUGGCCAUCGCGCAGCAACCGCCGCCGCAGAACGCGUCGGCCACACCCUGGGAGGCCGCGAUCGUGCGCCUGGCCGCGGGCACGGGCAAGGCGGCGCCGGCGCAGCACUACUACCUCGACGGCGGCUGCCUCGCCGCGCAGAACCGCACGGCAAGCGGCCGCGUCACGCCGUCGCACAUCACCAUCACGCCCUCGGCCGACAUGUGCGACCUGAUGACCGCGUACGGCCUCGCCGCCGCGUGCGUCGACCCGUGCCCCGUGGUCUACACCGGCCCGAUCAACGUCGCCAUCAUCACGGGCUGGGCCGAUGACUCGUUCUACGGCGUAAACGUGAGCCAGGCCAGCGUGACGAUGGAGCUCGGCCCCGGCGCGGACAACGUCACCUGGUUCGCCGCCCCGCUGGCCACCAGCGGCGCCAACGGCACCGGUAGAGCCCAGCCCAUGGCGCAAUUCGACCUCGGCCCGGGCGCCGACUCAGUGCUCCUGGACUCGCCGAUGGGCAACGCCACGGUCCUGCUGGGCCGCGACACCGAUGUCGACGUAGUGGCGUUCUACUACGGCGGCCUGUCGCUGCCGCCGAGCGUGCACGACAACGUGGUGGCGCCCGUGGGACCCGACAACGCCGCGCUCGCCCUCCAGCAGGUGCGCACCGAGGACCUGCUCUUCAUCUACGGCGGCCGCCUGGCGGUCGACACUGCCGAGGCCGCCGCUGAUGUUGUACCGCUGGCGACCGUGGCCGAUGGCGGUGAGUCGCGGCCCGUGGUGGUGGUCAACGUCACGGUGCCCGGACAGGUGAUCAACAUGGACGUGCAGUCGAACGUCACCUACCGGGUGGUGGGCUCGGCGCAGCUGGCCACGGUCAACCUCAAUGGCCAGGGUCGCCAGAAGCCGCCGUUCCCUACGGCUUCAGACUGGGACGUCGUCGUCGACGUUCCGUCGUCGGCCCAGGUCGACGUCAACGUGCUGGCCGUGCCCGGCUCGCGCUCCCUGACGACCGUGAACGUCACCGGGGGCGCUGACGUACAGUCGGUCCAGCUCGAGUCGCUCGCGCCGGCCGGCCUGUGCCGCACGACCGUGGGCGUGCUCGAGGUGCGCACUAUGCACGUCGACCACAUCAAGCUCGACGCUACGCAGUGCCCCGUCGACGUGCAGGUCCGGGGCACGGCUGACGCCGACCUCGUGAUCGUCACGCCCAACAACGCCACCGAGUCAUCGGUCCGCCUGCUGGACCUGGACAGCGCCGUACUGGUGGUCAACGCCACGGUCGUCGUCACGCCGCAGGCCCUGCUCGCCAACCGCACCGUCGUGGCCGUCGGCCCGCGGUCGCAGGUGACCGUCGCCGACUUUGACUUUGCCGGCGGCGUGUCGUUUGUCGACGGCUGCCUGCUGGGUUCCGACUUUGACCCGAUCACCGCUCCGUUCUCGCAGUGGCUCGCCCGCGAGGCGGCCGCCGUGGGCGUUAACGACACCAGGCGCGCCGCCAAGUGCUCGCUCUUUGCGCACCGCGCAGACAGGUUCAACCUCACCGCGCCGGCGCUCUACGUGGGUGGCCUCGGCGCGACGGAGCGGUCGGCGGUCAUUCGCCGCCUGGUCCUGCAGCGCGUGCCAGCCAGCGUCACGAUCGACAACAUCGGCUCACCCAGCUGGCGCAGCGCCACGGUCGCCGGCUCGGUGCUGGGCGUCGACGGCCGGUUAGAGGUGGACCUGGAGGCCGGCGGCCGGCUCAUGCUGACGACGGCCGUCUUCGGCGACGCCGACACCAGCACCCUGGACAUCUAUGCCACGUCGGCAGCGAGCCGCGCGACCAAUGGCACGGUGCCGCCGCUGUGUCAGUGGUUCUUUGGCACCGACGACGGCGGGGAGCUGGGCGGUGCGACGCUGCUUAUGAGCAGCGUCGACGACGACACGGCGCUGGCGGCGGUCUACGCCUCGUCGCUGCUCGACCCGUGGCACCUGCCGCUGGUGCGGCUCCACGGCCCGGUGCGGCUCACCACCCAGCUGCACAACCUUACCGACAACACGACGCGCGACGUCAUCGUCGAGUCCGCCGCGCUCCAAGUCUACGAGUCGCCCGACGUCGAGCCGCUCGUGACCGUGGCCUGGGUGGCCCAUGGCGCGCACUCGUCGCAGCCGCAGGGCAGUCUCCAGAUCGAGCUCGCCGACGGCAGCAACCGCGUGGCAUUCCACAACGUGGUCGGCCAAGCGCGGCCGUUCGGCCUGCCCCUCAUCAUCGUGAACGAUACGGCCGUCGCCACGCUCACGCCGCCGUCCGCCGGCGCGUCGGCACCGGCCAUCGAACUGCUACACACGUCGGGCAUGCAGGCCGACCUGGACACCCAGUUCCUCGACCCGCUGGGCAGCGGCAGCAGCGCCGCGCAGUACUGCUUCCAGCCUAACGAACAGUGCUCGACCAACGCCUGGCUGUGGCUCAGCGGCCGCCUGGCGCCGUGGCUCUCCACGGAGCUCGCGUGCCGGUCGCGCGACGCACUGGCCGCGUGCCGGAGCCAGGUCUUUGCCUCGCUGAGCCUGCCCGGCGGCAAGCACCGGCUCCGCGCCCUCUUGCACCCCUCGCUCGCGCCGUCGCCGUCGACACUGCCCUCGCCCUCGGCAUCGCCGUCGCCGUCACCGUCUCCAUCGUCGUUGCCGCCGACGUCGGCAUUGCCGUCACCGUCGUCAUCGCCCCAGAACUCAUCACUGGCCUCGCCCUCACCGUCGGCAUCAUCAUCGCCCCAGAAUGCAUCGUUACCGUCGCCCUCGCCGUCUGCAUCGGCAUCGCCCCAGAAUGCAUCAUUGCCGUCGCCCUCGCCGUCUGCGUCAUCAUCGCCCCAGAAUUCAUCAUUGCCGUCACCGCCGGCAGCGUCAUCAGCGGCCUCACCGUCAACAUCUUCGCCGACAGCGCCGUCGCCCUCGACGUCAUCAUCACCACCGCCGUCGCUCCUCGCGGCGAUGAGGGAGACCCGGGCCACGGCGCCGAAGAAGCCCGCCAGCGUGCCGUUCGUGCUCUACAUCACCGCCGGCCAGGCCGACAUACCGGACCCGGCCGCCGGCGCGCUGGCCCAGGCCGCGCCCGUCCAGCGCACCUACACCACGAGCGUGUUCGUCAUGUACGCGGGCAUGACCCUGAUGGGCUUUGGCUGGUGGGUCAUUACCGGCAUCGUCAUCCCAGCCGGCUGGGGGGCGUUAGUCAUCACCGCCUCCCUGGCGGGCCUGCUCGGCGCCUCGACCGCGUGGGAUCCGCGCGUGGUCGCCGUCGUCGAGGGCUCGUACUGGAUCCUGGCCACCUUCGGCUCGAGCUGCGAGCCGCUCGGCGCCUUCCACGUCACCGUCAUGGGCGUCUUCGUGGCCGCCGCCCUCCUGACCGUGCCCGCGCUCGUGUUCAAGCGGCUGCGCAAGGCCCUGCCGGCGCUCCAGCGCGGGCUGACGGCCGUGACGGUCGUCAUGCUGCCGUUCGUGAUCGUCCAGGUGCCCGGGCACGACGGCGCCCUGGGCUGGGCGCUGUUCACGGGCCUCGCCGCCGUGUGCGGCCUCGUUGUGCUGGGCUCGUACUACUUCCACACCUUCAAGGCCCUGCCCAGCCGCAACCGUCGCUACUUUGCCCUGCUGCCGGCCAUACUCAUGUCAGUCGUGGUGGUCGUCAUGUCGAUCCUCGCGCGCCUCCGCGACGACAACGGCAUGCCGCGCGAGCUCUUCUACGUCGCCGCCCUCGCCGCGCUGGCCGUCGACUGCGCCGCCAGCCUCAGCAGCAUGCUCGUACUCAUCUCGCUGGUCAAGGGCUGGUGGCGCGUCAGUCCGGUCAUCAUUUCGGGCGUGGCCAUGUUCUUCAGCGUCGGCUGCGGCCUCAUCUUCCUCAUCUCGAUCGAGGCGGCCGACGCGGGCGAGCUGGCACUGGUCAUGUGGUACCUGUGGGUGCUCUUGCCCACGGCCGCGGCCAUCAUCGUCAUGUGCCUCCCGUACCCGGUCAUCACCAAGCCCAGACCGAGCUUGGCCGGCGGCAGCAGCACUGACCAGCGGCCCCAGCGCGAGCUCUCGACGCCCGACGACGAUGACAGCGCACGGCCGCUGCUCUCCCUCAAUCGCACCGCUACGACGGGCGACGCCCCUUCUUCUCCUCCCUCUUCAUCCGAUUCGGAGGACGACGAGCCCCGCCACUUCGAACCGCCCACGUCAGGCCUGGGCAUGUCUCUGUAA
Messenger RNA from Acanthamoeba castellanii str. Neff, 13143 nucleotides. RefSeq lists its product as uncharacterized. Lineage: Eukaryota; Discosea; Longamoebia; Acanthamoebidae. Gene Ontology annotation, molecular function: microtubule binding. Gene Ontology annotation, cellular component: cytoplasmic microtubule. The transcript has a single exon. The record is from RefSeq and is a predicted model, not a curated record. Gene Ontology annotation, biological process: microtubule cytoskeleton organization. The coding region runs from base 1 to 13143 and encodes 4380 amino acids.